AUGCUCUCAAACAAAUUUCUCUCAAGACGUUCCUCUAUGGCAAUCCCACGCCUUAUGGCAGUAGCCUCCCAGCUCCGCGCAAACUCUACAUCUUCUACAUCCCCAGUCCUCCGCGCAGACCACCCCCAUUAUGUCCCACCACCUCCUAACAACCACGAACUCAACCCUGCCUACUUUCUCUACCGCUCAUCGCUGCUCGAGCCAGAGGCAAAGGCAAUUGUCUACCGCUCUCGCACAAACCGUUACUACACCCGUACAUAUGCAGAGUUUGCUGACCGUGUAAAGGGACUCGCUUACUUCUUUAAACACAAUGGCUACAAGAAAAUCGCAAUCAUUGCUCCAAACACUCCAGCCCAUCUCGAAACAAUGUUUGCUGCCACCGCUUCUGGAGGUAUUGUCGAGGGAAUCAAUUACCGCCUCACUAAAAAGGAAAUCGACUAUAUCCUCAACUUAGGUGAAGCUGAUCUCGUCAUUGUUGACCGUGAAUUCGCACACCUGGCUGAACCAAUCCCAGGCAAGCGCAGAGUCAUUGUUGAUGAAGAUGUUGCUGAUGAUGAAAUUGACAAACUUGACUGCGAGUAUGGCCGUGUUGUUCGUGACGGCAUUGAUCUUGACGCUUUGACCUACAAGCAAGGUUGGGACGGUCUCUAUGCUGAAGACAUUGAUGAAAACUCAACCCUCGGAUUGUUUUUCACUUCUGGAACCACAGGUAACCCCAAGGCUGUGGAAUACACUCACCGUGGUGUUUACCUGGCUGCCCUUGCCCAAAUCUCAGAAAGUCAACUCAACUGCCAGGAUAGUUAUGGAAACCACAGAUGCACAUACCUUUGGACCCUCCCAUUGUUCCAUGCUGCUGGAUGGACUUUCCCAUACGCUGUCACAGCUGCUAGAGGAACCCACGUGCUGCUGCGCCGCAUUGACGUCGAUUACAUUUGGGGACUCUUGACUCGCGAGCGCAUCACCCACUUUAGCGCUGCUCCUACCGUCAACACCAUGCUUCUCAACUCUAAGCGUGCCCAAGUAUUGAAGCACGAAGUUAAGGUUAUCGUUGCUGCUGCUCCUCCUAGUGCCAAGUUGUUUGGUGAUAUGAUUUCUCACAACCUGAUCCCUGUCCAUAGUUAUGGUCUUACUGAGACUUAUGGACCUUCCGUUACCAGAUUCUACAAGGAGGAUUGGAACAAGAUGCCAGCAACCAAGAUUUUUGAAAACAUGGCCAAACAGGGCUAUGGAUUCCUGACUUGUCAGAACCUCAAGGUUAUUAAGGAGGGUAGUGACAAUAUGGAAGACGAGGUCGAGGCUAACGGCAAGGAGAUUGGUGAAAUUAUGAUUCGCGGUAACAUUGUGGCCAAGGGAUACUACAACGACCCAGAAGCAACAGCCAAGGCAUUCAAGAAUGGCUGGUUCCACUCAGGAGAUUUGGCCGUGGUCCAUACUGAUGGUGCCAUUGAGGUGCUUGAUCGUGCCAAGGACAUUAUCAUUUCCGGAGGUGAAAACAUUUCUUCAGUCUAUGUUGAAUCUCACAUUGUCAAGUACCACAAUAUCCUGGAAUGUGCUGUAAUUGGAAUUAAGGAUGACCACUAUGGUGAGGUUCCAUAUGCGCUCAUUACUCUUCAGGACCCUUCGCAAAACAUUGAUGGUGAGGAUAUUCGCAAGUGGCUACGCAACUUUUUGGGUGGUUACCAAAUCCCCAAGCGUAUCGAGGUGGUUAAGGAGUUGCCCAAGACUUCUACUGGUAAGGUCAGGAAGAACAUUCUGAGAGACGAAUGGAACAAGAAGGUUCACGGAGAAGUAAAGAAGAGUGCUUAG
Molecule: messenger RNA, 1806 nt
Organism: Magnusiomyces paraingens
Lineage: Eukaryota; Fungi; Ascomycota; Dipodascomycetes; Dipodascales; Dipodascaceae
Exons: 1
Coding region: 1-1806 (601 amino acids)
Source: RefSeq, a predicted model, not a curated record